Molecule: messenger RNA, 4093 nt
Organism: Ceratina calcarata
Lineage: Eukaryota; Metazoa; Arthropoda; Insecta; Hymenoptera; Apidae
Product: zwei Ig domain protein zig-8
Exons: 7
Coding region: 2894-3718 (274 amino acids)
Biological process (GO): synapse organization
Cellular component (GO): neuron projection membrane
Source: RefSeq, a predicted model, not a curated record
UAUCCUUCACGCGGGAGCAUCGCCGUUUUGAAACAUCCGCGACCUUCUCCCGUCGCGUCGCGUUGCAACGCGCGCUUUCCCUCGAAAACGUCAAAGUAACGGCACGCAACGAGACACCGGAAACGGGGCGACACCAAAAGGCCAGCGGACUCGGACCGAUCAGUGAUUCGCGUCGUUUCGUCGUUUGGAACCGUGUCGAUCUGAACCUUGACAGCGAGAGGAAUCAUCACGAUCUCGAAGUGAAUGCACGAUGCGGAUCGAGGUUCGAAAUGUGCUGCUGUGACGUUACCGGGGAAUUGUGAUUCUCAGUUCUAACCGAGUGCAUUUAAGCCUAAAGUGUCCGCAAUUGUCUCCCUCUUUCCUUGCAUUCUCUCUUACGUACGUGUCAUUCUUCAUCCGAAGAAGUGUAUCUGUACGAUUGUGGACUUACACACGAGGCGAUACAAAUAGAUUCCCGGGAGUACGUCUGUGUUCCGCGACAAAGACUGCGAAUCGUGAUCCUGGCUGAUAGAGCCCGUAUCUAACGCUGACCAGGACAAGGUGGUUUAUGUGACGCGGGCUUACGCGCAUUGUGCACUGCACUUUGAUACAUCGUACAACGCUCGGAACACUCGUCAGGAUCGUUCCCACGCGGACUCGAUCUUUGUCGUCGAACGCAAUUAAAGAUGUUAAAACCAAAUUCUAUCGUACUCGCAACUAGACUCAGUGUCGUCUGACAAGAUAAUUCAGUGUAAUUCAAGACUUCUUGGAAACCUAUUCGCUUCUACGUAGAACGCUCCGAUUGUAGUUGCAUUUUUCAUCUGGAAAUCAAAGGUGUUGGAUCUGAGAUCUUUUUUAUGAUCCACCUUCCUGGUGUCAAAUGGUAAGAUGUUCCCAGCGAGGAGCGACUUAGAUUUAGUGUGAGACGUUUAAGACGCGUUGGGAACCUGUUCGCUGGCUCGUAUUCAAAGCCAGACACAGGGAGGUCCUGGACUAAGUUGGAAGUCGAACUUCUGCCGAGCGAUUGGCCGAGUCCGCGUAUAAAAGACUCGUGACAGUGGUUUGUGAACGAAACUAGGUGACGUACGGUUAUCGCGUUCAGUGGCUCGAUCGAACUUGGCACGAAUAUCCUCCAGCCGCUCCCUCGAUUCACGCUGAAUGGGACGAGCAAGAUUUCCGGGAACGACCGGGUACUCCUCGACGCGACUCAGGAAUUUCUUUGAUCCUCCGACAUAUCCCGUGGAACGUCUCAACGAAACAACGACAAUUACGGAAAUUGAACUACAACGCGGAGAAACGUCGAAAGAAACCGGAGUUAAAAGAAAGUUUCACGUCCAAUAAAAGAGGAAGAGUUCCCGGUCGCUCAAAGAGAGGAACGCUCCGCCGGUCUUAAAUAGAGACAAUUGUCAGGUGUUCCAGAGGAAAUCCUCUGGCUUUAAUUAAUAUCGUUACUCGAGUGGAACCUGGAAAUUAUCGGGAUGUGAAUAAAGAACAUCCACGAACAGCGAACGACUGGAAGUGUUAUGAGAGAGUGAAGAAAUUGGUUUUCGAGGCGCCGAUAGGAAGCGAAUGCGGCACGCGCGUGAACUCGAGUGCUUUUUACGCGACGACUGCUAAGAUAGGGUCGGUCCCGUGUGGAGACCUUCUCGAGUCUCGGGGGAUGUUCAAGUUAAAAAAGGUGUCGGCGGAUCAGGGACGAUCGUCAACCCCUGUUUAUUCUCCAGUUUCUGUGAUUCCGUUCUACUUGCUACUACAACGGUGUGGAAAGUCUUUACCUCGCAUUCUCAUCCCUCCUCUCACACUAACAAAUGAGAGAAUGAAUUUGCUGAGUCAGUGUUUCUUUACGCUUUCUUGAGUUUAUUUAUAGAUUAUUAUACGACCUGUUCUAUCUUUACUAACGAAUUUAUAAUUUCGCUAUUAUAAUCAUUUUUGUAUAAUUAAUCUUAUCAGUUUCUCGGCACUUUUUUAUUCAAAAUUUCCUAUUGUCUUAUCAUACAGAACAACCUAUGUCAAAGUCCGACAAUUUUAAAAGGCAAUUAGUUUGGAGGAAACCACCGCGAGGAGGAAUGAUCGAUGAAACGUCUGGCGGUUCGAGAAAAUUACUAUAACGAGUCUCGCCUAAUGCAUCAGGAACAAGGUUUGCGGUAGGGAACGCUGCGCGAAGCACGAAGUCGUCCGCACGAUUCCGGUGUUCCCACUUCGCCGAGCGAUCUUAGGGCAGCGCAAACUGCUAACGCGCUGACGAAAUACUCCCCGCCGUUAAUUACAUUCAUUAGCGGUUCUCGCGCGCGCUACAACGCUGCAGCCGUCGCGUUCGGGUUACAUUUUCCCCGGCUUGCAGGGAAUAGCUCGGCCGCGAAUUCCACCCCUUCGUACUUAUCCGUAUCCGAACCCGACGCGAGCAGCGAGGGUUUUUGUUUUUCGGGAGGAGAGAGAGAGAGAGAGAGAGAGAGAUAGAGAGAAAGAGGUAGGGAGGAGGGAUGAAAAGCGAGGCGAACGGGAAAGAAGAAAAAAAAGUAGCGAACUCGGUCAAGUUGGAGCGUUGAAACCGCACAGUGCAACGAGAACGACUUUGUUAUUUAUUUAUUUAAUCGCUUCAUUUCGGUUGAUUCUCCUCCUUCCAGCGGUGCUCGCGAGUGAACGAGCCGAGUCAGUGACGAUCCGAGCCAACUUAUCGUCGAUAGAUAACGGGAGAUCAUGACGCUCUAGUCAGUCUAGUCGAAUGGGAAGAAGUGUGUCAGUGCGCGAUUCAAUCGAGUCUUCACGAGGAUGAUCACGUGAAAUGACAACAAUCCGAUCGUGAGACUGUCGACGUUAGCGUACUCCCAUCAAGGAUGCGUGAUACAGUGAGAUGACUGAGACGCGUGUGAGAUAGUAUUAUCAAUAUGUGAAGGAACCUCGCCGAGGAUAAGCGAUGUCUACUUCUCUUCCCAUACUUGUCUGUUUUAUCAUUUCUUUUGGUGGUAUAGCGUCAUGUGUAAGAAAUUUCCGCACCGACUUUCUGGAGGAAUGGCCGACCCCAGGCACGGGACCUCACUUCGACACCACGAUGCAGUCGAACUUCACCGGACUCGUGGGCAAGCCAGUGCACCUCGUAUGCAAAGUGAAGAACCUCGGAAAUCGAACGGUCUCCUGGGUAAGGCAUCGAGACAUCCAUUUGUUAACGGUGGGUCGUUACACGUAUACAAGCGACCAGCGUUUCGAGGCGCAGCACCUACCGCACACCGAAGACUGGACGUUGAGGAUAUUGUCUGCCCAAAAGAAGGACUCCGGUAUCUACGAGUGCCAAAUAUCAACGACACCCCCAAUCGGUCAUCCGGUUUAUCUAACGAUAGUCGAGCCGAUCACUGCCAUCAUCGGUGCCCCUGAUCUCUUCGUCAAUAAGGGUAGCACCAUUAACUUAACUUGCGUAGUAAAGUACGCACCAGAACCGCCCACGAUGACUUGGAGUCAUAAUUCUAACAUAAUUAAUUUCGACUCGCCGCGCGGCGGAGUCAGCUUAGUGACGGAGAAGGGCCCAGAAACGACCAGUCGUUUAAUGAUCCAGAAAGCAGUGCCGAACGACUCUGGAACCUAUACUUGCCAGCCCAGCAACGCAAAUCCCAGCACCAUCAAGGUUCAUGUUGUUAACGAGGAACAUCCGGCUGCGAUGCACCACGGUGACGGUAGCUCGUCGUACGCCAAGAUACUGCCGAUGCAUUUUAUAAUUUUAAUAGUAGCUAACAUAAUAUUUGUAUAAGUGGACGGAAAAGAGACGAUAAGACGAGAGGGAAUAAAAAUGGGGGAGAGGAUAAAUGAAACCGUCGCGAUAAAUAAAACGAGGAGUCGCGCUGAAUUGCAUUUCGCCUAAGACCGUUAACGUUCUUUGGAUAAACAAAUAUUUAAGCAGGGUAAAACCGACUAUUACCUACGAUUAACGUUAAAUAAAAUUUCCGUGACCAAAAGAGUUUUCAAGUAUCACAGCACGGCACAAUAAUCGGUAAGAGCGUAGUAUUUUGUUAAGAUAAUAUCAUCAUCAUCAAGGACGAAAUGAACUUACAACGUCGAACAAAUUUAUUGUAUUAUUUGUAAAUAAAUUUAUUGUAUGUACAUAUCAAUAAAACGAUUGUCUUUA